AUGAAUCGUUCCGCUUUGAAAACUCUGUGGAUGUCGAAUCUCGACGCCGCCUGGGACAUUCGCUUCAUCAAAUUCGUCUUCAAAGUGAGUUUGGAAAUACAAGUCAAUGAAACGAUUAAUCGUGAGUUUGUUGAAUUCAUGUGAAUAUUGUCAAUUCUCAACAGCUUCCUGGGGUUUUCAAAGCAUAGAUGGCCGAGCUCAACUCAAGUUGAAGUUGUAGAAAGCUCUUCGCUUUGAGACCAUAAUUAAUUCCGGACUGUGGUCCCCUUGACCUCGCAAGGCCUUGAAUCGCCUAUUUUUGAUUUUCUGAACAACAUAAUCUAAUUUAGACUCGGGAUCGCAAAAUUCCGGAAUUAUUUGAAAAUAACUCCCGAACUUAUUUCAAAAUGGCUGAAUUUAAUAUUCCUAAAAACUCAUUCACGCUUGGAAAAAAAAUCGUAAACAAGCUGGGUCGAUCGACCCUGAAGAAAUAAAACGGGCCUUCAGGUCUUUCCGAUGAAAAAAAAAAGAAAACUCUUGAAAAAAUCCCGUUCGAAUUCCCAUUCAGACCUGCCAUUAAGCAUUUUUAUUUAUUGAGUCGAGGGUUUUUUUGAAAAAUAUCUCAUAUGAAGCUUUAAAUAUCAUCCGAUCCGGGCAAAUCCUUUUUUGAAAAGAUUAAAAGUUUAAACACGAAAAAAAGCUGGUUCAAAUAUUUUUACAGAAAAGCGGGAUCCCACCUAUCAGCGUUCGAUGCCUCGAAUGGUCGCGCAGAGAAGUAAUUUUCCAAUAAAAAACUUCUCUUCUGAAGCCAGCGCAAAAAUCUUUUUCAGAACAGCAGAUUCUGCUUCGUGGAGUUUGAGACCGAAACAGACGCCCGGAAGGCGUUGAUGGAACUCAACGGCACCAUAAUUCCCUACACGGAUAUGAAACGUUUCCGACUGAAUUUCAUCAAUACACCGUUAGUUUUCGGAUCAACUUGGAAGUUUGGAACACAGAAAUUGGACUAGAACAUUUUAGGGGCGAGACCGCGAUUUAUGUCAGCAAUUUGCAUCCCCAACUUGUCUGCUCCGACUUGUAUAAGGUUUUCAAGCCCGUUAAAAGUAACUAAAAAAUUGAAAGAUCGAACAGAAUUUAAACGUUUUCCCUUCAAAUAUAUGCCCAUAAUAAUUCUUCAUACUUAUCUGAAAAAAAUUACAAAACGUAAAAUGUAAAUUUUUGAUCGGAGAAGAAGAAUUGUUCACAAUUUUAUUUUUACUUAUUUCAUACGAAUUUGAUGGAAUACAUUAUAUUUCUCAAGGUCUUCUCUCACCUGGAAUCUUGCCGUGGAGCACAAGUGAUCAAGAACUCCGUUGGAGCUUCGAAAGCGGCCGGCAUCGUCAGGAUCUUGGAUCCUAUGGAUGUCCGCCGGGCUUUGGUUAGCUCUUAUCUGGAAUAAUUUCUUCAAUCCGGAGCCUAGGACAUGAAAAACACAAUCGUUAUGAACAAACCGAUGAAUGUGAAGCUGGCAAAGUAUAAUGAUAGAAAUGAGGUUUUUCGAAAAGUCUCAAUUUUUAUAUACCCCAACUUUCUCAUAGAACCGUGAAAAACCCGUCAAUCCAUCCCAACCACCACAACCUCAGUCACCCUUUUACGAGGACGAAUUCUUCAAAAGAGGUUGUACUUCUCUUUAAAACUACAAUUUUAUUAAUGUGAUGCUCAGAAACGAAUCAGGAUGUACAAUUGUGCAAUUCUUUUUACGUGGCCAGGUCAAACGACUGGUUCGAUGACUUGGAGGGCAGCAGGUUUUUUUCUUUCUUCUUUUUUUCAUUAUAUUGCAAAAAAAUAUUGUUGCCUCCCAUAAAAAAAUAAAUUAUUUAGAGAUUAAACAGAAAAUAUCUUUCAUUAAUGAUAAAUGAGCCUUUUUCAGGUGGUCUUCGAUUCUUACUCAAGAAAAGGUAUCUUCACGAGAGUUCAACAAGAAUCUGAUUUAUUCUCGGUGGAGCUUCUCAGAGUCUUCAAUAUAA
Molecule: messenger RNA, 1982 nt
Organism: Caenorhabditis auriculariae
Lineage: Eukaryota; Metazoa; Nematoda; Chromadorea; Rhabditida; Rhabditidae
Source: the annotation of a GenBank genome assembly